Molecule: messenger RNA, 762 nt
Organism: Monoraphidium neglectum
Lineage: Eukaryota; Viridiplantae; Chlorophyta; Chlorophyceae; Sphaeropleales; Selenastraceae
Exons: 6
Coding region: 1-762 (253 amino acids)
Cellular component (GO): lysosome
Molecular function (GO): cysteine-type endopeptidase activity
Source: RefSeq, a predicted model, not a curated record
AUGCUGAUGUUUGCGACGUCGCCCGCCGCCUACAGCUCCCUGGACCCUCACGACGUCCCCUACCGCAUCAUAUCGCCUCCGAGGGACCAGGGAAAGUGCGCCACCUGCACCGCCUUUGUCGCAGUCACGGCUGCCGAGGCCGCAGCUGCCAGCGUUUUGGGCCAGGAUGUGACGAAGGUUGGCGAGCUGUCGCCGCAGGACCUGUACUACUGCGGCGACGACCGCACCUCCUGCGACACCGGCGCGGGGCUGAAGGCCACGCUGGGGCAGCUCGAGAAGCGGCAGCUGCUGCUGGAGGACUGCCUGCCCUACCAGCAGCCCGACCUGAGGGGGGUCGCGACUCGGCAGCAGCUCUGCGCAAAGUCCUGCGCCGACACCAGCCCCUUGGCGUCCAAGGGGUCGUUCAGCUACGUCCCCAUCACGCAGCUGUGGAAGGCGCAGCAGCACAUCCGACAAUACGAGGCAGUGGUGACGCGUUUUGAUUUGUACAGCGACUUCAAGACCUUCUUUGCGGACUACAAGAACGUCGAGGCCGUCUACCGCCCAUCACCUGGCAGCAAGAUAACUGAGGGCCACGCGAUAACGCUGGUCGGGUACGACAACGUCAACCAGUUUUGGAUAGCGCGCAACUCCUGGGGCCCAGGUUUUGCCCAAGACGGCAACUUUAAGGUGGGUGCGGGCCAUGGCCUGGGCCCAUUGCUCGCGGCUGCUGCCGCCAUCAAUACGACAACUAGCCAGAUAGAUCAAGACCAUGGUGGUUGA